AACCCUGGACCCAGAGAGUCGGAGUACCCGGAUGCAGUCGAACACACAGAGCAUCCUCCGCUGCUAGCAUCCCUCUCGUUACACAACAUCAGAAAUGGGGCGCAGGAAGUCAAAGAGAAAGCCACCUCCAAAGAAAAAGAUGACCGGCAACCUGGACGUCCAGUUCACUUGCCCGUUUUGUAACCACGAGAAAUCCUGCGAUGUCAAAAUGGAACGAACCCGCAACACAGGAAUUAUAUCGUGCAGCGUUUGCCUGGAGGAGUUCCAGACUCCAAUUACCUAUCUGUCGGAGGCAGUGGAUGUUUACAGCGACUGGAUCGAUGCCUGUGAAGCAGCCAAUCAAUAGUCAUGCUCUCCCGUGACCCUCACUCUCUUUAAUCUCACUCCCGUACAUUCCCGCCCCGUGUGAUUGGUCCAUUAAAGCCCUGUUUAGCUCCCACAUUGUAGCAAAACUCUUCACAAAACUGUCUCAGCGUGACACGCUUGUGUUCGGUUCAGCGACAGUGUGGCUCGCUGAGCACGCCUCGUUCCUCUGGCUGGGCCAGGGAGCUGCCGUGUUGUCUACGUCAGUUUUCAGUGUAAAAGUAUUCAUGCGUCAGUGUUUAGCUUAUGAUUAGAUCAUGUUUUCUUGUUUUUUAUACCCCUCUCCGACUAAACUGUCUGGCAACUGACCAAAAUGUCCACCGUCGUUACUCUUCGUGUUUAUUAAUGAAUAAUGAUUGUUGUGAUUGUUAGAUAAUGAAGACGUGUUAAUUUUUUAGUUUUGCCUCCAAUGCACUGAAACUUAGUUUCACAUUUUUAUUUUUUAAACUGUCAAACUUGUUUCUUGGACCAAUAUAUAUAAUUUUACCUUUUUGUUUUCAAAAUCACAAUCAUGUAAUUUCACUACUUGUGUGUAUUUCACAUCCGUGUAUUUAGGUAAUGAGAAAAAUUAAAUCCAAACCAUUUUU
This is a messenger RNA of Pseudoliparis swirei, 950 nucleotides long. RefSeq names its product elongation factor 1 (gene elof1). Lineage: Eukaryota; Metazoa; Chordata; Actinopteri; Perciformes; Liparidae. The transcript has 4 exons. The record is from RefSeq and is a predicted model, not a curated record. Gene Ontology annotation, cellular component: transcription elongation factor complex. The coding region runs from base 95 to 346 and encodes 83 amino acids. Gene Ontology annotation, biological process: transcription elongation by RNA polymerase II. Gene Ontology annotation, molecular function: RNA polymerase II complex binding.